AUGGCUGACCGCACUUCCCCCCCAAGGGUUUCUUCUGCUUCUUUCAAGACUACGGCUAGACGAAAGACUGUCAGGAUAACUCCCGCAAAAGACAAAGAGAAAACUAGCGAGGCACAGAAAGAUGGAGAGUCUCCCCCGCCAGAUGCCCAGAGCACGGCUCCACUUGAAGAAAAAGAUGAACAAGACAAAAGAGAUGAAAAUAAAGAGACACCAGAGGCGGUUGAACCCGAACCAGAGCCACCAUAUCCAUAUCUUACACUCAAGGAGUUGCCAGCUCUGGACCAGCCACUUAGGCCUCUUUCUCACCUAUGUGCUCUGCCCCUCAAGGAUGGCCCGAGCUCUCCUCCACCAGCUGAAGAUUCCGUAACUUUCAUACACGUCCUGGAGCGGUCUGAACGACUCACACAAGAUGGAAGAGAUGAGGCGACCCGGCGUGCAGUGUCCUACUUAUGCAACGAUGGCCCUGGUACGAUGCUUCUAGUUGCGCGCUGGCUCGAUUCUGUAGCAGAUGCUGUGGAGAACAACACCGUAGCAUCUAGCGAGAAAUUUCCGUGGCGAGAGGUCAUACCGCCUCUAUUCGUCGGAAUCAACAAGCACCGAGAACUUCUGAGUUCAAAGAUGCCGCGCACUCAAUUUUCUCCAAAAGAGCUGCGGGAGUUUCUGGAAACCGAAGGCUUCAUUGAGACGCAGGGACAAAAGCUACAGCAUUUGCUUGAGACAAAGGGGAUUCCAGGCAAGGGUUCAGAAGCAGGAGCAGGGAGGCCUGAUCUAGUUUCCAGCUACUUUGAGCGCAUGGCUCCCAAACAACAGCAAGCCUCUGCUGCUGUAAGGGUCAAUAGUUCCACCCCAGAUAAGGGAACACCACGUUCCCCACCUUCAGCCGAAAGCCCUGGGGGGGAGGGUGGCAGUCCGCCUUCAUCUCCAGGCGGCACUCAACCGGAGCAGGAGAGCACUCCCUACGCUGACGAAGCAUCCCGAAGCCCUAUUCGUGAGGGCGAAGCUGCACGUGAAGAGCACAAAGGCAAGGAUGGGGAAGAAUAUCCGAGCGAAGUUGCGAGCUCGAGCAGCAGAACCCCCGUCUGA
Molecule: messenger RNA, 1083 nt
Organism: Eimeria mitis
Lineage: Eukaryota; Apicomplexa; Conoidasida; Eucoccidiorida; Eimeriidae
Exons: 4
Coding region: 1-1083 (360 amino acids)
Source: RefSeq, a predicted model, not a curated record